Messenger RNA from Megalops cyprinoides (Indo-Pacific tarpon), 870 nucleotides. RefSeq names its product small membrane A-kinase anchor protein-like. The transcript is spliced from 2 exons. The coding region runs from base 513 to 785 and encodes 90 amino acids. The record is from RefSeq and is a predicted model, not a curated record. Gene Ontology annotation, molecular function: protein kinase A regulatory subunit binding. Lineage: Eukaryota; Metazoa; Chordata; Actinopteri; Elopiformes; Megalopidae.
UGUCCGAGGAAUACUUUCGCUCGAACUUGAAGCUCAGCGUUCCAGCGAGCUCUCCGCUGCGGGACCUGCGGUACCGUUAAUCUGAGAUACACUUCGAUCUCCUAAAACAUUAGGCUGAGUUUAGGAAGAAGGCGAGGCUGAAUAAGGACCUGUUAGCCACUAACACGUUUUUAUAUUCAAUUUCCCCACAAACAGGAUGGAUAAACGCGGAUUUUUUCCCAGCAAUGAACAUGGCAAGGUAUUGGCAAACAUAUUCAUUUUCUGGGAUUCGAGAGAUCGUCUCAUUUUAAACGAGCACUUUUAACUUCUUGCUGUACCUCCAAAGGGAGAGAUCUCUGGAGCAUGGCUGUCUGUCUGGGCUCUUCAGGAGCUGUCAGAGCUAAGCAGAAGAUGGCUUCCUAGCUACCGCUCCCAGAAACCCUGCUGAAACACAACACCACAGAAGAACAUAUUCUCUUUUUCCUUUUUUUAAAGCCCCUCGGCCUCCAAACCAAUGCUGCAUUAUUUAUAGCAUGGGAUGUGUCAGAUCGAAGCACAGAGGUCUGCCCCAGAAUGCCAGGUCGGCGCGGAACACAGACGGGAGAGCAGGUGAACAGGUGGAUGAGAGAUCGGCUCUGGUGGAGGCGGAGGCUGGGCCAGGACAGGACUCCCUGCAGGUCAACCCCUUCCUGCUGGACUACGCCCAGCGCCUGUCGGAGGAGAUCGUUGCCAGGGCAAUGCAGCAGUGGGCGGAGGCUGACAGCCGGUACAGUGACAUCCCGUACAUCGAGUGCGACCUACCCUGAUGCUCUGCCUGGUGCAGCACGACCGGGACCAGGACCCUCUCCCCCUGCGGGACUCACCCCUCUCCCCCUGCGGCACUCACCCCUC